Messenger RNA from Acanthaster planci (crown-of-thorns starfish), 6489 nucleotides. RefSeq lists its product as uncharacterized. The record is from RefSeq and is a predicted model, not a curated record. Lineage: Eukaryota; Metazoa; Echinodermata; Asteroidea; Valvatida; Acanthasteridae. Gene Ontology annotation, molecular function: protein binding; protein-membrane adaptor activity. Gene Ontology annotation, biological process: nucleus-vacuole junction assembly.
GCGCCAUCACGCGAUACGUGUACAAAAUGAAUAGGCAGUGCAUUAUCAUUAGAAAAUGUAAACAUCAGUGGAAGUCGAUUAUUGGUUUUUUUUGGUCAAGAACUUAAGUACAGUGUGUCUGCAGAGAUCAACAAAGGGCGACAGACUGUCAAGCUGUUUGUGUGUACCAGAUGUGCGUUCCCACAUUAAGAAGAAGCAAGAACCUUCUCUCAGAUCAGACUGAUCUCGUCAGGUCAGUACGAAACGACGACGAGCUACGUCCUAGUUUGAAAAGGUACAGUGAUCAAGUUGAGUCUCAUCAAAAGCAGUUGGGUAAAUGUCUCAAGUGUCUGCUGGACUGAAGAAACCUGAUCAUUGAGUGGCUGCAGUCUGUGGUACAUGUCCAUGUAAGGGUCCACCCCUUCCAGUGAACUUUGACCUCUGGUGUGGAGCCAUUGAAGCAUCCCGUUGGCUGAUUUCUCUCACACUUUGAGUUGUUCAUAUUGAGUCAUAAUCAAUGUACAAACUGAUAUGAUACUUUGAACUGUGACCUUUGACCUGGCAUCAUGGAGACAGUAUUGGACUACUGCCUGUCAUAUUGUUGCAUGUGCUGCAGUUGCUAUGCCCCUCGUACACUUGACGACGACCUGUACGAACCACUUCUUUUGGAUGAGGAGCGAGCCGCUGUGAAUGAACUGCUGAACUACUUAAACCGAGAAUACGAGGAGAAGCCAACGUUAUCGGAGGAGAGGCUACGAGCCAUUAACAUCCUGACCUACUCCCGCAAUGAUGACCUCCAGAGGUCUGCUGCCCUCUGUCUGGCAGAGAUCAGUGAGAGAUUGCUCCACCCCAUUAACAACAAGGUGAUGGAACCGUUGCUUACCCUGAUGGAAUCCCGAGACAUUGAGACACAGAAAGCUGCCUCCUUAGCCCUCAGCAAUCUGGCACUGCAUGGCCAUGAUGUCAACAAGGAGGUGAUUAUGAGAAGUGGAGCCCUACAGCUGUUGAUCAAGUUACUGCGAUCCCCCAACGAGGAAAUCCAAUGCAAUGUAUGCGGCUGCAUCACCACACUGGCAACGACAGAUGCUAAUAAGAAAGAGAUUGUAUCCUGUGGGGGUGUUCCACCACUGAUCAACUUGGCACGAUCACCAGACAUGAGAGUAAAGAGAAAUGCAACAGGUGCAUUACUUAAUCUCACGCACAUCGAUUCCACGAGGACUGUUUUGGUAUCCCAUGGUGCCGUGCCACUCUUUGUAGCAUCCCUGCAUUCAGAUGACUCAGAGAUCCAGUACUACUGCGCUGCAGCGCUCAGCAACCUGGCUGUGGAUGCUACACAUCGCGCAUCAGUGGUCCAAGCUGGCAACAACAAGGUCCUGAGGCAGCUUAUCAGGCUGUUGGAAUCGCCGUCAGAAAAGGUCAAGUGCCAAGCAUGCUUUGCUCUGAGGAAUCUGGCUUCAGACGAAGACAACCAGGUAACAAUUGUGGAGUUUGGUGCCCUGCCUCCGCUGCACCGUAUCAUGGAGACGUGCACCAAGGAUACAGUUGCUGCGGCGGUGGCGGCAUUACGCAAUCUUUCCAUACACAGAAGGAAUGAGAUGCCAAUCGUCAGGGAAAGUUUUCUACUUGAGCUGGGGAACCUACUUAGGGAACCCAUGUCUUGGGAUGCUCAUUGCCAUGCUGCCGGCACAAUACGAAACUUGGCUGCAGGGGACCAGUUAAGGGCUAUUGUGGAGAAGGGGACAUUAGACAGCUUGAUUGUGGCAUUCAUGCGGUCAACAUCACCACUAGCGGUCCAGUCUGAAUUGACCGCUGCCCUGGCAGUUCUGUCUGCAGAUGAGCAAGCCAAAGCUAUCCUUGUGAAUGCCCAAGAUUGGAAGGUGUUCAGUAAACUGAUCAGUCUAGCGGCUAACUCACACCAUGCCGAUGUACAGUACAACAGCGCUGGCACCAUUGAUCUGAAGCCUGAGCUGAUCACAGCCAAUAUCUUAGGUCUUCUGAGAUACAUUGAGCGUUUUGUCAAGCACCCUGACCCUAGCUUCAUUCACAUCGGUCUCUGGACCAGCCUGCAGCUUCUUAAAGACGCCACAUUCCGCACCGCCUUCGGGGAGAGUGCAAUCCCACGAUUCCUUGAGGGCAUGCAGCAGCGACCGUCUCUUCCACUUCAGAUACAGCAAUUGGCUCAGACCGUGUUGGACAACAUGGGCUGAUAGAGUUCGCUAGACCUGUGAGAUGUCAACUGAGAGGGUGUCAGACGUCAGAUGCUAGGGAUGAUAGAGGGUGACAGUCACUGAGCAAUACAGAGUGGAUGAUGUUAGGCCAACCAGACUGAAUUAGAGACUAACCUUAUCAGCUUUAUCCCCUUUACACAAUGCAUGUCUGUUGUGAUGUGCAAACAUCACUAGACCACUCUGCAUGAUGUCACCAUAACUACCACUAAAGUUAGUCUCCACUGCAGCCACAUAAGACUCCACCAGCACCAUACAUACUUCUGCCCCAAUUGUGAUCUUCCCAGCAUGCAUUACGCAAAACUAAUUUAUUUUCAACUUGGUUAUUGAGAAUGUGUGUUUAAAUUCUGUUAUCACGUGUAGUAUGCCUACAGUUAGUUAGAAGGACACAUAGGCGAAAAAGAAAUAGCUUUGUGUGUUGGUGUCCAAGCAUUAUGUCUUUACAUCAGGUUUACUGUCAUUGAAGAGUGUGCCGUUGAUUUCUUGCAGAUAUUAAAAGGGGACUCAGUACUAUGCCUUGGGAAAAUGCUAUGAGGGAUUUAUGUUAUUAAGCUAGAUUGCCAAGGACAAGCAGUGAUACUAGAGCCAGUAACUUCCUGACCCAAAUAUGUCAAUGAUAUAUGCUGAACAUUCCGAGUUCUAAUUCACCAGAAUUCUGCCACUCAGAAUAACAAGGGUAAAUAUCAAUAGUACUUUCUCACUCCUUGACUUUGUCUCUGCCUUAGGUUAUGUAGAAGGCUCCAGAACCAUCUGUACGCCUGUCAUGUGUCAACUAAACUAAAACAUCUCCGUCUUGUCUGAUAACAUACAGUUUCCGAGUUGGGGACUUUGAGUUGAUCCUGACAGUGAGGAGAGCUGAGUUUGAGGAAGGCUUCUUAGAUCCCGUUUACUUGAUGUUGGUUCCAAUUCACAGUGUAGCUAUGAGUGAUUAACCCCAGCAGUCCCCAAUCCUACAGAAAGUUGAAGAGUGGAGGACUGUUAGGAUAUUAUUAUGAAUCAGGGAUGUUGUGCUUUGGCCAAACAGAAUAAUCAACGUGAUACUGCACAGCUGGUCAGUAGUUGUUCCUGCAUGUGAUGGACAAAGACUGGGUCUCGUUCUUCCAAAGCAGUCUCUUUCAAGAUGGCGAGUUUGUUCUGUCCGCCUGUUUACAGUCUUUGCAGAAGGUAUUGGCUCUGUGGUAUCAUGAAGAUUUUUUGUGAAGGCCUGCAUAAAACUGUGUGUGCUUUAGUGUUGCCUGGUAGUUAUGACAGAAGUGUGACCUCUAUAUGUUGGUUUUUCUUUUAGCUGGUGCUGUUUUGAUAAAUUUGAAGUGAUUUUUGUUCGUGCACGUUUGGUGUGAGUGUACUUAAUACAUUCCUUUAGCAAGGUACAUCAGCGAGAGGUGAAAACAUUUGAACUUGACUUCAGUCAUCGUUAAACAUGUGAAAUUUUAAGUAUGGCAGGUUAAUUUUUUAAGAUAAUGUUGUGUUCCCCAUUCACCAUAAAGUUUUAUCUUCUGCUUGAAGUGAGUCUACACAGAUGCACUAUAUUUAUGCCUGACAUUAUUCUUAUCAAUUUUAAUAAGUAGUGAUUUGUCUAGAUGUACCCAAGUAGGCGUUUGCAUUUUAUGGCAAGAGCUCUUUGUCCCGUCACCAUCUACUUGGCCACUAAACAGAAAUUCCACCUUGUUCCGUAUUUUAAUUGAACUUUGCUGAAGAAAAGUUGUUUAUAAAAUGUCAGAAUUGUGCUGAUGGCUGGCUAUUCUUUCCCAUCUUGAUAUCCAGUGGACAUGAUAACACAUUGUGUGUUGAUUACUGCUACAGGAUGGUCAGUUUGUUCCCAUUACUGGACCUCAACAAUGCACAAUUCGUCGUGUGCCCGGCAAAAGGUUGUAAGCGCGCUUACGCCCUUCUUCCGGGAAGCAUGAUCACAGCAGAAAAAAUUUCCCCCGCAAAAGGGCAUAAGAAACACAUUCUCUCUAUUUAGUAAAAAUGGAUAAAAAUUACCAAAAAAUCAACACGAGCUGUACAAAAAGCAACCUUUGAACAACUUAAUUCAAUGACUUUGGAAAUUAAUUUACUAACUUUUUGCAAAGAAAUCUUCAUAUUUCAUCAAAAUAAAACAGUUGCAUACUUGCGUCCUUUUGCCAGGAAAAUGUUUUGCAGUGAUCAUGCUUCCUAGCAAAAGGGCAUAAGUGCUUACGUCCCUCUUCCAAGCACAUAACGAAUUGGUACUUUCGUAUUUUCUGCCAUUCACUUACAUUCUUCAGGGCUCAGUUAUUGUAAUCCAACAGGAAAUCUUACUAGUCACUAUACAUUUUUGCUUGGUAGAAUUUUUAUUAACUUUUUAGCUUGGGUAAGUUAAUUGUCAAAUGUUUCAGACGUUUUUUUGUAAAAUAUGUCGGGAUAUUUAUCUUUUUAAAGAUAUUUUGGGGUAUUUAAUUUAAAAUUCCUUACUUUCUUUUAUAGUGUGUCAGUCCUAGCCAAAAACAAACUUGCAGGUGUUGUUUUAGACACUUAAAACAGGAUAAGUCUGACUGUUCUUGGAAAUAUGACUUGGCGUAAGAACUAUUGUAUGGCAAAAGAGUAAUAGGAGGGCGUAGUUAUUUCUUCAAGGGAUAUGGUGUAGGAUAUUUAUGUGAACAACUUGGAAAGUUUGAAAUUGAAGUCAUUGCAUGGAAACUACAGUGGCUGAUCUUAAUCUUAUUUUCAUGUAAAAUUGGGAAGAGGUUUAGGCGAGUGCCAUACUGGUCCAAGAUUAAACUACACUAGGUCAUUCACCUCUGACACUAAUAAGUGCAGCCCCUGUCAUCUGCCGAGAUAAAGGUUUAAUAAUAACUUUCAUACUACCACUGAAGAGUCUCAAUGUGAUCUUCCAAUACGGUUUGGCACCCAGUUUAAGCAAACUGGUAGUAACAUCUUUGCAGAUUGAUAUUGUAUGAUGUGCAAUCACUUUUUCUUGUCAUUUUUUGGUUGUGAGGUGUAGGACGGUGUGUCCAUUUGAAUGAGUGGAAAGGUUUAUCCAGUGUGAAGAAAAUCUGAAGCUGCAUGCUGCUAAUUCGUUUAGGGAACCAGUCAGAAAAGUACAUUGGGUUGGUUACCUGUUUUUAGCAAGCAUUUUAUGUGCUAAGCAAACUUGUUCCUUGGACUUUGUGGGUCUUUGAACGGAGACAGUACUGCACAGGGCCAGACAUGAGCAAUAUUGAGACAAACUUGGGAAAACAACUUCAAACAUUUUGAAACUUUUUAGCCUACUGACUCCAUUAAUGACUAGUUAGCCAGUAUUAGAAAAUGGAAAGUUGUGAACUUUAAACAAAUCCCAGUUAAAAUAAAAAUAGGAAUGUUGCAGAGUGUGAAUUUUAGAUUUUUGUUGACACUGUGACAUAGUGAGCAUACUGUCCCUUGUGUAAACUACUUUAACAUUUUAUAAUUUUCCAACUGCAAGUUAAUUUUCCAACUGCAAGUUAAUCCCAUAACUGCAAGUUAAUCCCAAUGAUCGUAGCUCUGUUGUCUUUCAGUAUUUCAAUAUUACCAAGUUCAAUACCAUACAGUAUUCAAGUACUACAUUAGACAUCAUGAAACUAUGUGUAUGUUGUAAAUUGUUGGUGCAAGAUUGCAAGAUUGAUUUUUGUUCCGUUGAAAUAUUAGCUUUCACCUUUCUGUGGUUCAUUGUAACCCAUGGCAAACUAUCUGGGUUGUAGAUUAUAGGGAAAAGUCAUUUUCCAUUUAAGACCUUAGGAAUUUGGUGUCCUCAUCACUGGUCCCUAGCUGGAGGUAUCCUCAAAGCUGAUGUCAUUGCCAAAGGGUCUCAGGGGACCACAAAAACACAAUGGGUGUCCAACAGUCUGUUGCCACUGAUAUUUUACACCUUUUCAAGUUAAACAUAACCUUUCUAAAAUUAUGUGAUUCAACCCCUAUCUAAAAUUAUGUGAUUCAACCCCUUACUUAAUUCUGUCAUUACAGCAUGCUAUUUAGUUGACUUUAUUUGUAAUUAUAAGUCAAUAUGGAUAAAAAGUGUGAAAACAAAACUCAGCUUGAAAGAGUUUCAGCAAUUGUAUAACUUUACCUGAGGCUGAGCAGCUCAGUGAAACAGGAAUAGGUAAUUUUGCCGUAUUUAGAGUUCAGUAUUGACAAUAAUGGCCCCCUUUUAAUAAUUUCAAUGCAAGUUUAACAAUGUUUUAGUGAAGAAAUUUUCUGCUCAUACCAUGCCUGUGUAUAGUAACUAUGACAUGUAUUGUGAAUCACAAUGUCCCUGUCUUAAGUACAUAAGCUCAUAAAGUGUAGAUUUUAAUUACAUUUUGACCAA